Molecule: messenger RNA, 5330 nt
Organism: Spirodela intermedia
Lineage: Eukaryota; Viridiplantae; Streptophyta; Magnoliopsida; Alismatales; Araceae
Source: the annotation of a GenBank genome assembly
AUGGGCGCGUGCCUUUCUAACGCCACCAAAGUGACAGGUUGCAGCAGCAGAACCGCCAGAUCGGCCGCCACCGAUGCUGCGCGGCAGCAGAAGGAUAAGCCGCCGCGGGAGGGGAAGAGCCCGUCGACGAGGCAGGAUCAUCAUGAGAAUCAGCGGCAGAGGGAGAAAGAUCAAGGGAGGAGGACGAACGGGAUUAUUCCCUGCGGGAAGAGGACGAGUUUUGGAUAUGGCCGGGAUUUUCAGAGCAGGUAUUGUAUCGGGAAGCUUCUGGGGCGCGGGCAGUUCGGUCAGACAUUCGUUGCGACGGAUAAAGCGAAAGGGGAUAAGGUUGCCGUGAAGAGAAUUGACAAGAACAAGGUAAAUCAGCGGUUUCUUCUGCGCCUGGUUCUCAGUAAUGACAAGUUCCCGGGAAUUCCUCUCUCUACUGGAACGAAUUUAGCCUUCCGCUCUAGUUCUUUGGAUUAGUUCGACUCUUCGAAAUCAGAUCGUCCGUGAGGAUUCCGAUUGCGCCUACGCGACGUGAAAUCACAUUUCAAACGUAUUUAUUCAAACUUUGGAGAAAUACGCCGGUGAUCGGGCUACAGACGGGAUCCCCCUCCCCUCCCUAGAAAGUCUAGGUGCUCGUAACGAUGUUCUUGAGUUACAGUUCCGGAUUUCUCGCCUCCAACGAUUAAGGUUUAGUCAAUUCAAUUCAGAAUAGAUUAUCCUUUCUCAGCCUUAUACGAUCAAAUCGACGGGAUGGUUUCAUUGUUGUUCUCGAGUGAAGAGUCGUACAUAUUUCUCUGGGUCCUUUCUUAGCAAUCAAUGAUCAUGGCAGCUACUAAAGUACUAAAAUUAUAUAAUCUUACAUAUCUCAAUUGCUGAAAAUUUAUAUACGACUCAAUUUAUACGCGUUGCUCUUAUUAAAAAACUAUAUAAUUAUCUAAAUUCCUCCUGUUUUGUGGCAGAUGAUUCUUCCAAUCGCUGUUGAGGAUGUUAAGAGAGAAGUAAAGAUUCUGCAAGCUCUGACCGGGCACGAGAAUGUUGUUCAGUUCCACAACGCCUUUGAAGAUGAUUCUUAUGUGUAUAUAGUCAUGGAGUAAGCUUUACUUGUUUUUCCUCUAAUACUGGUAGUAAACCUAGUUUUAUUUUUUUGGUUACUCCGCAAGAAAAAAAACAUUUGUUACUGCCAAAAUUUGGACUGUAUUUCUUAAAUGAUUGUGAUUCUGGAACAAUUUUCUGAAUACAUCCUACUACUGGACAUUGUUUGGACUUCCUUUCAGAACCGGCCAAUUUUUGCAUCUGAUAUCAAACAGAUUAAUUCGGAAGAAGACUUGUUCAGGGUGUGGGAUUUAUCAUGAGCAUUCAUUUCUGGGAAAAAAAAUAUGAAAUAAUUUUCUAGGACCAUGUUGGGGCAUAUUAUCUUAGCAUCCAACCAGGCUCUAAUUUGUAUAUAAUUUCUUCGAAUAUACUGCCGAAAAGGGAAUUCUGACCACCUCAAACUCUCUGUUUUAAAUGUUUUUUUAUUUUUUCUACAUCAAAUAUCAUGAUUACUGUUUAUAAAUGAAAAUUUCAGAUUUUCUUGGUGCUUUAAGAAGGGUAAAAUAGUAAUUCAAUGUCUAGUAUAUGUUGGGAUGUCUUCUAGGUAAUGGUGUAGAAAGAAUUGUCAUUGGUUGUAGAUUCCGAUGGGUUUCUCUCUCUUCUGGUUUUCAGAUAUUUUAAUGGCAAAUGAUGAAUUCGCACCAGUUUCUGUUCAACAUACUGACAGUGCCUUUUAUUAGGUUGUGUGAAGGCGGAGAGCUACUGGAUCGGAUACUGGCCAAGUAAGCCCCCUCACGAUCCUCUGCUUCUUUUGGGAAUCACUUAUUACAGAAGAAAUCAAAGAGGAUUGAAAUGGAAAAUCUCUACAGAAGAGUAGACCAUCUAAAUCCAAAGUUGACUUUUGGUUCUAUCCUUUGAAGAUGUGUCAUGGGAUGACGCACUAGAGGCAACUAUGCUGUUGCAGCUAAAAAUUUUAUCUAUUUUUUUAUCUGAAAAAAAAUCAUUUAUCUUGUCUCUAAUCAUCCAAAUGAACCCAAAACCUCCCAAAACAGGAAAGAUAGCCGGUACACGGAGAAAGAUGCCGCAAAAGUGGUACGGCAGAUGCUGAAGGUUGCAGCCAAAUGCCAUCUACACGGAUUAGUACACCGAGACAUGAAACCCGAGGUAGAGCACAAACUCUUUCAUGGACUUUUAUAUAUAUAUAUAUAUAUAUAUAUAUUAUUUCUGUUUAUAAGUACCCAUUUUUCGCACGAUGACCGAAUAAUAUUUAAAUCUCCAGAAUUUUCUUUUUAAAUCGACGAAGGAGGAUUCGCCACUCAAGGCAACAGACUUCGGCCUGUCGGAUUUCAUAAGGCCAGGUUUGCCCGGGAAAACAGAUCCAUUUCUCUCGUAUUAUCCCUCCAAGCUCCUUAUUAUUCACUUGACGUGAGCCUCCAUAUUUAACGCAGGGCAGAGAUUCCGUGACAUUGUGGGUAGCGCCUACUACGUUGCUCCAGAGGUUCUGAAGAGAAAAUCUGGGCCCGAGUCGGACGUCUGGAGCAUCGGCGUCAUCACCUACAUCCUGCUCUGUGGAAAACGACCCUUUUGGGACAAGACUGAGGAUGGAAUCUUCAAGGAGGUUUUUCUUCCAAUCCUUCAAUCCUCGGCGUUCCCCACUUUUUUUUCAUAGAAAUUCAGACAAUAUUGACUGCGAUAUGCAGAGCAUGAAGAACAAGACUGACUAUGAUCAUGAAUAUAAUUAUAAUAAUAAUAAUAUUCCACUGCAAUAUCCAGGUCUCGAGGAAUAAUCCCAACCAAGAUCGUGACUAGGACUAUAAUUGACUGAAAUAUGCAGGUCUUGAGCAAUAAACCCCACCAUGGUCAUAAUUAGUACUAUAAUUAGAUGCAAUGUGCAUAUCAUGAGGAGUUGACCAGAUAAUAAUAAUUAUAUACAUAUAUAUAUAUAUACUAUUAUUUUGUUAUAAUUGGCUGUAACGUGAAGGUCGUGAGGAAUUCAUUAUAGUCCACUGUAAUAUGCAGGUCCUGAGGAACAAACCCGACUUUCGGAGGAAGCCAUGGCCGAGCAUCAGCGCCAGUGGGAAGGACUUCGUGAAGAAGCUCCUGGUGAAGGAUCCUCGCGCAAGGUUGACCGCCGCUCAAGCACUGUGUGAGUGUCUCUACCGCCACCCCCUUCCUCGCAGGAAAAAAAAAAAAAACAGAAGGCAUUAUCAUUGCACAUGGCAGUUUUUUUUUUUAAUUCUACAUUAUAUUAAAUGACGACGUAUUUUUUUAAUGAUUUAUGAAGAAUAUUUAACUCUGCCUCUCAAAGAGAUGCAGCCGCUAUGAUUUCUUCAGAGUUUUCUAAUUACCCCCAUUUUGAUUAUUAUUUACCAGCACACCCCUGGGUGAGAGAAGACGGUGAUGCGUCAGAGAUCCCCCUGGACAUUUCCGUCUUAGGCAGCAUGCGGGAGUUUGUGAAGUACAGCCGGAUGAAGCAGCUGGCGCUCCGGGUGGGUUGACUUUUUGUCACCGAGAAGUAGGAUAUGACUUACGGUUGACACCUGAUUCCGAGAGUUGACUCUGGACAGGCCCUGGCGAGCACUCUCAAUCCGGAGGAGCUGGCGGAUCUCCGCGACCAGUUUAAUGCCAUCGACGUGGAUAAGAAUGGAUCCAUCAGCCUCGAGGAGAUGAGACACGUGAGUCGUCCGGUUGACAUUGUUCAAUUAUUUUGUUUAUCUCUCUCUCUCUCGUUGACUUAUUGGGUUAAAUUAGUUAAUUUUAGGUUGAAUAUAAUGGAUAUCAUCUGGAUCCAUUCUUAUCUCCUUCGACCGCAGGCACUGUCGAAGGAUAUCAUCUGGAGGUUGAGGGAGCCACGUGUCCUUGAGAUCCUCCAAGCGGUAAAUUCUGCACGUGAAUCAUACAUAUCAUUAUCUCCCCGUUGAAGAAACUGGAUUAUAUAUAUGUACUUUGGAUCUCGCUGACCGUGGGGUUGGCGGGCAGAUUGACAGCAACACGGAUGGACUGGUUGACUUUGACGAGUUUGUGGCGGCGACCUUGCACGUGCAUCAGAUGGAGAAGCACGACUCCAGGAAGUGGCUCUCUCGCUCGCAGGCUGCUUUCGAGAAGUUUGAUGUGGACAGAGAUGGCUUCAUCACACCCGAGGAGCUGAGAAUGGUGAGUCUGAAGGACCAACUUACCCCUCCCUCCAUACUCUCUCUCUCUCUUCUCUCUCUCUUCAUGCAUUCAGUAUAGCGAAGGGCCCAAGACUCUCUCUCUCUCCUUCUCGCCCUCUUCUCUCUCUCUCCCUCUUCAAAAUGUGACUGUAAUUAAAGGCUCCAAGUAUCUUCCUCUCUCUCUCCCCCCCAUCUCCUCAUGCCUUCAGGGCAGUUUUUGCAGUGAUGGGUCAGACUCUCUCUCUCUCUCUCGCUCUCCUCUCCUCUUUCUUUUUGCAUUCGGGGCCCCCUCCCUAUCUCUCUCUCUUUCUGCCUUUCCCUCUCCUCUUUCUCCGUGCAUUCGGUUGGUGACUCUAGUCAAAGGCUUCAACUAUGUCCGCCCCCCCCUCUCUCUCUCUCUCUCUUCAGGCAUUCAGUAUAGCGAAGGGCCCAAGACAGUCUCUUUCUCGCCCUUUUCUCUCUCCCUCCCUCUUCGAAAUGUGACUGUAGUUAAAGGAUCCAAGUAUCGUCCUCUCUCUCUCUCCUCUCUUCUUUCUUUGUGCAUUCGGGGGCCCCUCCCUAUCUCUCUCUCUUUCUGUCUUUCCCCUCUCCUCUUUCUCCGUGCAUUCGGUUGGUGGCUAUAGUCAAAGGCUUCAACUAUGCCCCCCCUCUCUCUCUCUCUCUCUCUCUCUCUUUCUCUGUCUUUAUUCAUUCAAGGUAGUUUUUGCAGUGAUGGGCCAGACUCUCUCUUUCUCUCUCUUCAUGCAUUCAGGGUAGUUUCUGUAUUGAUGGACUAGACUCUCUCUUUCUCUCUCUUCAUGCAUUCAGGGUAGUUUCUGUAGUGAUGGGCCAGACUCUCUCUUUCUCUCUCUUCAUGGAUUCAGGGUAGUUUCUGUAUUGAUGGACUAGACUCUCUCUUUCUCUCUCUUCAUGCAUUCAGGGUAGUUUCUGUAGUGAUGGGCCAGACUCUCUCUCUCUCUCUCUGGUUUCUCUCUCUUGGAUAUAGGAGAGGUGAUUAACGUCUCCCCAUCUGUGUGAAUUUUGCAGCACACGGGGAUGAAGGGGUCCAUCGACCCGCUGCUGGAGGAGGCCGACAUCGAUAAAGAUGGGAAGAUCAGCUUGUUCGAAUUCCGCAGGCUUCUGAAGAACGCCAGCAUGGGCUCUCACAACGUUCUCUAG